Molecule: messenger RNA, 1754 nt
Organism: Siniperca chuatsi (mandarin fish)
Lineage: Eukaryota; Metazoa; Chordata; Actinopteri; Centrarchiformes; Sinipercidae
Gene: ctdspl3
Product: CTD (carboxy-terminal domain, RNA polymerase II, polypeptide A) small phosphatase like 3
Exons: 12
Coding region: 187-1395 (402 amino acids)
Molecular function (GO): phosphoprotein phosphatase activity
Source: RefSeq, a predicted model, not a curated record
AACACACAAACUGAUUCGAGAAGACACCGGGGUGAGCGGGGCGGAGCCACACCGACUCUCGGCUGCUGAAAUCAGCCUGGCGGGGGAGAGAAAAGAAAAGCAAGCAUCGGGUUCAAAGCGACUAUCUUCAUCUACAGUGGAGGAGUUUGUGUGUAGAUGUUAACAAGUCCCAUAUGAAGAGCAAAAAUGAGACUCAGGUCUCAAAAAACCGUUACAACGUGUUCGGAGACGCCGAGGACCAACCGCCGACAGUCCAACAAAGCGACCCCGAGACCGACGCGCUUAUCGGUGACCGAAAGCCCGCUUCAAACCAAGAGUGAAGAGACCUUGGAUCAUGACUCCCACCACUCAGAUGACAAAAUACCCACAAUGGCGAGGCGACAACUGCCCCGUGGCCGGGCAAGGAAGAGAGCCAUCGCUGUUGAUGACAGAGAAUCGGAUUUGGCCUUCAAGACUCCGAUCAGGCCCAUCAUGCGCCAUGAGCUCAUACUGUCUGAGAUCAACGCAGGGUCUCCUCGUAACACAACGGCCAGAAACAUCUACUCGCCCAUUGUGCGUUUCCUCACACCCAGCAAAGAGAAUGUGAAGUGUUCACCUACCAGAAACAACGUGUUGAUGAGCCCAGAACAAGGUGUAUUUGGCUUUGGCUCCAUUGACCUUCUGGCCGGAGACGAGGAAGAUGAUGUCUUCAACCCCUUUACCUUCAUCAAGAACAUACCGUCACAGUCUCAGCAUUCCCGACCCCAACUCAGAGAUAUUCCCCCCAAGACCAGGAGCACUCCAGAGGCCACACUGGUGGUCGACCUGCGCCGGACCUCGUCUCUCCUCUUGCGCCAUGUGCAGUCAGUCAGUAGGUGCAACGUUUGGGGCAGGCAGGAGGAGACCCUGAUGUUCAGCUCUCUGAAUGUGAUCGAGGAAGCAGAGUACACCUUCCACACAGCUUUCCAGGACCAUCAGUACAAGGUGUACAUGAUCCUACGACCACAUGUCAAAGAGUUUCUGCAGUCCAUGGCAAAAAUCUAUGAGCUGUUUGUUUACACGUGUGCAAAGAAGGAAUACGCUGAGAAGAUACUGAACAUCCUGGACCCGCAGAGAAAACUGUUUCGUCAUCGUCUGUAUCAGGACGAUUGUGCCUGCGUUGUCGGCCACUACAUCAAAGAUCUCAACGUCCUGGGGAGGGAUCUUGCCAAGACGGUCGUCCUGGACAACGCACCCCACACAUACCCGUACCAUCUGAUGAACACGAUUCCCAUCAAGAGCUGGUCCGGAGAGUCGGAGGACAGAGAGCUCCAGAAGCUCAUCCCCUCCAUGGAGAAACUGUCUGCAGCAGAGGAUUUUCGGGAGGUGCUGAAGAAGAGGAAGGAUCACUUCCACCGGCUGCUGUCAGAGGACUAACAGGACUCUCCGCCUCCCCCAAACUACUUUAUGUGACUUUCACAGCUCGUGUUUGCUUUCUUUAUACUUUGGCUAAAAGCAGAAUCCAGUUGGACUUAGAUAACCUGUUGGUUUGUGCCGGACCUGCUCGCCCUCCUCUGUCCAAACUCCCCCGUUUCUCCGAGACUCAUUCCACCGGGACAUAAACUGUUACCGUGUGUGUGUAUAUAUUUACAAGACAAAACUUGAAAUAUGUUGUUUAUAGUCAUGCUUUUUUAUUUAUUGAUUUAUGUUGCUAAUCAACUGCUGUCCUCUGUAUAUUUUAGAUAAGCUUUUUUAUGCAGUAAAAUCACCCUAAUAAUAAAUGGGAAUAUGGAGCA